Empidonax traillii (willow flycatcher) is the source of this 1864-nucleotide messenger RNA. It is a transcript of the gene CDR2L, whose product is annotated as cerebellar degeneration related protein 2 like. The record is from RefSeq and is a predicted model, not a curated record. NCBI's taxonomy places the organism in Eukaryota, Metazoa, Chordata, Aves, Passeriformes, Tyrannidae. The transcript is spliced from 5 exons. Bases 211 to 1602 code for a protein of 463 amino acids.
CCGCCCCCCAGGGCACGCAGGGCCGGGGCAGCGAGCAGGCACCGGCUGCCACGUCGUGCCAUCCCCUCUUCCCGGCCCGGCCGGGGCACCGAGGCCGCAUCCCCGCCCUCAUCCCUGCCUGCAUCCCCGCAUCCCUCCCGCUCCGCUCUUCGGCGGCGGCGGGAGCCCCUUUGGCGGAUGCUGCGCGUCUCUCCGGGCCGCUGGUGCUAAAUGCUGAGCGCCGACAGGAUGGAGGAGUUUCAGAGCGAGGAAGAGGAGCCCUGGUAUGACCAGCAGGACCUGGAGCAGGACCUGCACUUGGCCGCAGAGCUGGGGAAGACGCUGCUGGAGCGCAACAAGGAGCUGGAGGACUCCCUGCAGCAGAUGUACACCACCAACGAGGAGCAAGUGCAGGAGAUCGAGUACCUGACUAAGCAGCUGGAAAUGUUGCGGCAGAUGAACGAACAGCACGCGAAAGUCUACGAGCAGCUGGACCUGACAGCACGGGACCUGGAGCUGGCUAACCAGAAACUCGUGCUGGAAAGCAAGACCUCCCAGCAGAAGAUCCAGUGCUUGACAGAAACAAUCGAGGGGCUGCAGAACCAAGUGGAGGAGCUGCAGAAGCAGGUGGAGGAAAUGCGGAGCUUGGAGCAGCUCCGCAUACGGCGGGAGAAGAGGGAGCGGCGCCGAACCAUCCACACCUUCCCCUGCCUUAAGGAGCUCUGCUCCAGCCCCAGGUAUGAGGACGCAUUCCAGGUCCACAGCUCUUCCACAGAGUUCAACCAGAAGCCACUGGAGAGGGAGAACGAGCGUCUCCAAGCCAUGGUGAACUCCCUGAGGUCCCAGGUCAACCAGGAGAAGCAGCGGAAGGAGAGGGUGGAGCGGGAGUACACCUCCGUUAUUCAGGAGUACUCGGACCUGGAGCAGCGGGUGUGCGAGAUGGAGAACUGCAAACUGCGCAUCAAGGAGCUGGAGGCAGAGCUCCUGGAGCUGCAGCAGAUGAAACAAGUCAAGAAGUAUUUGCUCAGCAGAGAGGACAACUUGUCCGAAGCCCUCCUGGAGCCGCUGAACAACGCCCCGGAGGCAGAUUACAUCGACCUCUCCGAGGAGGAGGGAGGGAAAAGCCACGGCACGUCCAUGACGCCGUCCCCGAACCACCCCGUCCGGAAGAGCUGCAGCGACACGGCCCUGAACGCCAUCGUGACCAAGGACGCCGUGAGCCGGCACGAGGGCAACUACACCCUGCACGCCAACAACGUGCGCAAGAGGGGCAUGUCCAUCCUGCGGGAGGUGGACGAGCAGUACCACGCCCUGCUCGAGAAGUACGAGGAGCUCCUGAGCAAGUGCCGGCAGCACAAGGACAGCGUGCGCCACGCGGGCGUCCAGACCUCCCGGCCCAUCUCCCGCGACAGCUCCUUCAGGGACUUCCGAGGGGAGGCGCACGAGCUGGAGGAGCGGAAAACCAUGGAGAAGACCAUCAGCAAGCACGUGGAGGCCGUGGACAAGCGGCUGGAGCAGAGCCAGCCGGAAUACAAGGCUCUCUUCAAGGAGAUCUUCUCCCGCAUCCAGAAGACGAAAGCAGACAUCAACGCCACCAAGGUGAAAAACAAGAGCAGCAAAUGAGCCCCCCGGCUCUCCGCAACUCUCCCACGUGCAAUUGCAGCAGCCACGUCCUCUCUUCAGCCCCAGGAAAUGCCACGUGGCCCCUCUGCUUUGAAGGUUCGAGAGGUCUGCGAGCGAGGAAACGUCCUGGAGACUCAACUCACUUUUUUUUUUUUUAAGUCUGGGCUCCGGACAACUCGUUGGGACACUUGUACAUUAUAGUUAGAGGAUUUCAGAAACCAUAUGACGGAUCUCUGCAUGAGUUACUGCCGCUGCCAGACAU